This is a messenger RNA of Xyrichtys novacula (pearly razorfish), 8566 nucleotides long. The record is from the annotation of a GenBank genome assembly. Lineage: Eukaryota; Metazoa; Chordata; Actinopteri; Labriformes; Labridae.
GUAGCUCGCGCAUGCGCAAACUGUCUGGGAGACUCAACGGCGACCAGCUAGCUUCUCGUACGGUUUAGUCAGUUUAGAUCUGUGCUUUAGCAGUCUGUUGUAAACACUAACAUUUUAACCGUGAGUCGUUUCCAUAGAGGGGAAUCUAAGUGACCGAGGUGUAAAAGAAUAUGCCCAAAAAUAAAGGUAAGACGCGGAAGAAGACGUUCACAGAUGUCUCAUUGAUGUCGAGCCCGCCGUGAAAACGUGACACCGGCCAGCUAAAGCUAGUAGGCUAGUUAGCCGCAUGAAUCCGUCAUUAAAGAGCCGUCUGUUGUGUUUGUGAUCAUGUACAGGGCUUGACAUGGAUGUAACGGAGUGAAUUAUCAACAGCGAAAAGGCCGGAGAAAGUUGCUCAACAGCUUGUAAAUGCUAACCGGCCAGCUGGCGUACUUAGUGUAAUUCCGUGACUACUGUAGGUGUUAUGGCAAGUUUUGUUUCUUUGUCGAAAAAUACAAUGUUAGCGCGAAUCGAUAUCAGGCUCUCAGUUCUUCAUAUUUGUCUUUCUUUUAAAUUGAAAACAAGCGAAACUGGACUUAAGGAGUAAUUCGAGUAUGUAUUGGUACUCCAAGUUAACUUUAAUUGUCGAAGUCGGGGGAAGGGCCCCAUAAUGAACCAUGAGUCUUUUCCGAGUAAAGCUCGCAGUUCAGAAUCGCUUUAAAUUACACCAAUUAUCACCCUUUCUGUAUAAGAAGAGUUGUAGGAGUAUGUGUUUAUUUCCUAUUUCGGAAUCGUGUUUAUAAAGUGCCAUGAAAGGUGUAUUUUUAAGGGUACUGUUCUCUCGCAGGGCCCCUGUGGUGACAAGCGCUUCAAAUGUUACUACGCGCAUGCGCGAAGCUGCUAUCUAGAAAGGGAGCACUCUUCGUCGGAACACCGGCGCAGCUACAAAGCUAGCUGCUAGUUAAACCCCACCCCGGUCUGGCCCGUGACACCUGGGACUUUAUUUUAGUGAAUAUAUUACCGCAGGAAUUUCUAACAGCUUAUUAAAGCGAUGUGAAAAUCGCAUCUGAGUUUAUCUUGAGUGUACAGUCUCCCCGGUGCCUUUAGACUUGGUGAACUUUCAAAGUAACGCCAUCCUGUCUGGAAGCUAACGUUACAGCUGUGACUUUUCCUUAUCUCUGAUGAGGCUGACAUUAAAUAUUAGAUUAAAACAGUUCACAGUUUGUUUUUGCAUAUUUACAACAGCUUGAAAUUAAAUAACUAUGAAAUGCUUUGUAUCUGUGAUUGAUAUCUUCUAAUUUCAGACAGCUGUUUCUUAAAUGUACAACGUAUUUUCCGUAUUUACCCACAAAUAAGCACUUUAAUUUAAUGAAAUAGUCAGAAAUAAGCGUAAUGAGGUGAAACAACCACAACAAGAUGAAUGGUUAUCAUAAGGUUGGUGCUAAGGGCUUUUUCUCUCCUGAAGUCAACAAUAUUACACUGCCUAUAAAGUCUGUUUUUGAGGGUCAACCUUCUGUACUAUUGUACAAGUCACCUCAAAUUGUAUAUUCUCAUAAUUUAAACAUUUCUCUAUCAUUGAUAAUUAAUAUCAGCCUGACAUUGCAAAACCCAUCAGCCCACUCAUGUUUAUUUUUCUGGUAAAAACAUAAGAAUGAGAAAAACUUUAUGAAUCCCCAAAGGGAAAUUCAAUAUAGUUAUUUUAUAUAGAUAUAAUAUAUUAUCGUUAUUAUAUAUCGUCUUAGUUUGAAGAGAUUUUGUAGGUUAUUUGUCAUCUGCUUUGUGGACAUCUGAUGCAGCAUGUCAAAGAGAUGUAUGUCAUCUUUGAUAAAGUAACACCAUGAAAAUGUUUGAGAGGGAUUUAUUUGCUUUCAGCGCUCACAUCCUUUCAUAUACCUGUAUCCUGCAAGUGUUAAAUCCCCAUGAAACCGUGGGAUCCUUAUAACUCGAGUUUUUGGUCGCAUAUUGUGGACUUUAGUUGAACUAGUGGAUCUCAAAGUCCAAACCUACCAAAAUAUUGUCACAAAAAAAAAGUUUUUCCUGAGUAAAAUCUCUUUUUAAUGAGGUGUUAAAGUGCUCAAGAGUUUAGGGCUGAAACGAUUACUCGAGUAACUCGAGUAACUCGAUUAAUAAAAUUCCUCGAGGCAAAUUAUAUGCCUCGAGGAAUCGUUUAAAUCCGGAACCAUGUGCAGCGCAUGUGUUUGACACGGACGGUUAUUUCUGUUGCGCAGCAGCGUGCUCUUUCCGCUCCUUCUGCUGCUGCGCGUUUCAUAGACAUAAUAAAAGGGUAGACCCCGCUGGGGGUGCUGCGCAGCGAGAAAUGCGGUCGCCAUCUUGGUCAGGUCAAGCUUCCCAUACGCUCCGGUCAAUCAUAUUCAUUCAUUCAGCGAUGCCGGAGCACUGUGCGGCGUAUUCCUGUGCCAACAGGCGGACAGCAGAGAACAGGGCUCAAGAAAUAACUUUUCACAGUUAUGAUUAAACGUUUUUUAAACAUUACACUUGACUGUAGAGUCAUUUGUAGGCCAAAGAGGAAGACUAUCGGUCAACUCCAAAAAGGAAACAGCAUUUGCGAACAGCUAGCUUAUUCACAAUAAUAGCAACUUUGGUCGAUUAUCAACAGAUUUGCAUUAGAUUGAAAAACUUUUGUUUGAGAGAGGUUCUAAGAAACGUUAAGAAAUAAAAUAGAAAGAAAAAGGAAGAAAGUGAGCUCUGUUUUAUUAUCUGUUUUAUUAAAGAUUUCUUUGUGGUGAUCUCCUGUUUCAUUUUGAAGAUUUCCUAAGGACAAAAACUUGAGGAAGAAGUGGGAGAUUGCUGUUAGAGGGAGAAAUUCGCAGCAAGUGAUUCCUCUGUGCUGUGUAGCCAACAAGCAAAUUGAUAUGUAGUUUAGAUGCUGUCCUGUCAUGCUGUUCUUGUGUUUAAAUCUUUUUGAUAUGUAGGCUAUAUAUUUGUGUGUAUUUUCCAGUUAUUAAAAUAGUGCUUCUAUAUGACAUUAUUUGUGUGUGUCUACAAAUGGAUAAAUAAAAUUAAACUAUAUAAAAAAUUAUAAUCAAAUCAAUAUAUAUUGAAUUGGCCUAUUAAUACCGCCAGUUAUUAAUAAUUAUUGAGACAUAGCAGGAACCUAGCUCUAAACCUAAAUAUAUCCUUGAUUAAUUGUUAUACUAUAAUACAGCCACUGCUGCCAUGUUCUAAAAUAUCAUUUUAUUCAUUCUGAGUAUUUGAAAACGCCAAAAAAAAAUAUGGCCUCUAUCAUGCCUCUUUGAAUGGCGUUUGCAGAGAAGAAAAUUACGUAGUAUUGAGGGAACUAUGAUUCAUUAAUGCGCUCAGACGUCAUUCCGCCGGUUAAACAGCGGUGCAGAGUGAGGCGGAUGACCGGACCAAGAUGGCGGCCGCAUUUCUCGACAGCGCCCAUUCGUGGUAGCGGCCGAUGCGGGGUCUAUCUUUUAUUAUGUCUAUGGCGCGUUUGGUUCAAUCAUGGAGGGAAACGAGGACAGACAGAGAGAGGAAGAAAGAGAUGACACGCAGAGGAAACGGCAGAAAGUGUCUAAAGUGUGGGACCAUUACACACUGAAAAGGAAAGAAAACGCCGUGCAGUGCGUUCACUGUAAGGCGGAGUUGGCGUUUCACAACAGCACGUCGUCAAUGCUGCAGCACCUUAAAAGAAAACACCCGGUCCAUGCAUUAAGUCCGCUCUGAGGCAAACGUGAUUCAAUGCAAAGUAUUACAGUGAGAGCAAAACAUUUCUUAUCCGAUUACUCGAUUAAUCGACAGAUUAAUCGAUAGAGUACUCGAUUACUAAAAUAAUCGAUAGCUGCAGCCCUACAAGAGUUUAAGACUCCUACAUCUUAUUACCUCAAAACAGGCUGAUUAAUGGCUGUAAACAACUUCCUUUAACUCACAACUAGUGAUAUUAGAGCUUAUAAAAUAUGACACUGAGUCAUGAAAUCAACAGCUACUUCCUACAUUGAUGAAGCAUUACUCAUUAAUUGUGCAGGUGCAGUGAUCUCAGUGUUAGUACACCUUACCCUGAAACCGUCUCAACGACUGAAACCUUAAAUAGUUAGGCGAUUAUAAACUCUGUCCUGUAUCAGAAAUGAGCUCACAACUAGUCUGUGUUUGAUCUGGCGUGUGGCUGGUGUAUCCCAGUGCCAAAACUGACUUGAUAAGAGGUAGAACGAGAACGAGAAGCAUUACCUAAUAUCCUCUCUCUGUACAGGUAAGGGAGGAAAGAAUCGGCGACGUGGUAAGAACGAGAAUGAGUCUGAGAAGAGAGAACUGGUGUUCAAAGAGGACGGACAGGGUGAGUACAUGAUCUGGUGCAGUUCUCUGGGGUCAGAGGGGUCAGCUGGGAACACACAGCCAACCAAAGACCUCCACUCUGUUUCUGUACUCAAAGUUUCUAUGUUUUGCCAAGAACAAAAACUCAAAGAAAAUGAACUGUAAGUCAAAAUGUGAUUACAUAAACUGUGUAAAGAGAUAGUCAGUGAAAUAAAUAUCCCCUCUGAAGGAAUGCAGCAUGAGCAGGUUGGUUCUGAGUGCCUUACUGGGUCGGUGGUAUCAUCCUACAGUGGGCAGUGUUCACAGUUUGAGUUGCAGGACUCAGUGCUGCCAGAAUCCCUGUUGGCUAUAAACUGAGCCUGAUGUGUGGAGGAGGCUUUGAUGCUUUCAGGAGCACCUUCAGGUGGUGAUGGCAGAGUGAGCUUCAGGGACACAGUGAGGUCUUUUAACUUCUGUUUUUAGUCCUCACAGUCACAGGCUAACAGUAGCCAAAGUUGCUCUAGUAUAUUUAGUUCAUAGAAUAAAGCUUCUCACUGAAGUCAUGUGAAUGGAAAUUUAAGAAUAUAUGAACACAGUUUCUACUUGUUUUAUUUAUAAGCUCCCCUUUUCUGUCUUCACUUCAUGAAACUGAAAGCAGAACCUUCUUUAUGUAAAUGCUGAAGCCUCAAAUGUUUCUGUAUCCAAGACUUUUUUUUGCCUUUAUUCAUAACUAUUCAAUCACAUUUUAUAUUACAUUAUAUGCAUUUGUUUUCCUGUUUACCUUUAAGUUCUUUAUUUACUCAAAAUGCCUCUGUAACUGUAUUAUAGCUUUACAGGUUUUAGGAGCAGGAACACCACUUAAAUCUGUUUUGCCUCAUUUAGACCCUAAAAUAACCCAUCCUCUGCUUUCUCGUACCCCUCAGAGUAUGCUCAGGUGAUUAAAAUGCUGGGUAACGGACGUCUGGAGGCCAUGUGCUUCGAUGGAACCAAGCGGCUCUGCCACAUCAGAGGAAAGCUCCGGAAAAAGGUAGGAAUGUCCCGACCAUCCUCUCACACCUUUGCUCUCUCCAGCGCACAGAGACCCUCUCUCUCUCCUGAUGUAGUGCUGCAUCAGCAUGUUCUCUGUGGUCAGUCAACCACUGUUCAUGUGGCAGAAUGGACUCAAUUGAGUGUAAUUGUGAGGGUUAGAAAUGCUGCAUUCACACAUGUACUGAAGUCCUUGAAAUUUCCCCUAAAAACCUCCUCAACAGUUGGAUUUUUUCUGCUGGUUUCCUGAAUAAAUCUACCACAUGAAGUCAGAGUGAGCCGAUGUUUGAAUGCAGUGAAUAAUUUUUCAGGAAAUUUCACAGCAAGUGACUGGGCAGGGUGAUUAUUACUCUUAAUACAUGACAAGUUUUGGGACUACUUUUUCUCUCCAGUUAGUUUUUUUGCUCUUAUUUGCCGAUACUGUGGUUUUAUCUACUUAAGUCUAAGAUUCACAGUGUUUCCCACACAUAGACGAUACCUGGGCAAGCCGGUCAAGUAUAUUCUCAGCUGCUCAGGUAUCAGUGUAGUACAAGUAUACACUGAAAGUGAGCUAUUUCAAAGUUGAGUUCACGCAGUUGAAAAUGAAAGAGAUCACAUUUACAGUUCUUUUUUUUUUUUAAUCAUGUAUUAAGUUCACAGUCUAAAAAAAAUCAUUGAAUUCACGUUCAUUUAGUUUCAGCUGCACAUUACUCAUCAGCAGCCCCACUGGAAAAUUUCAGGGGCAGGUUGUCCUGAACUCUAAAGAGUGCAUGUGUCAAAAAGGAAAUGAGAGUUUUCUGUGUAUGAUGAGACAAUGUCUUUAUGUUUUCUUUUAGGUCUGGAUCAACACGUCAGACAUCAUCCUGGUCGGACUGAGAGAUUACCAGGUGAGUUUGCAGCCCACACAUGACAGGAGCAGUUUGAUUUAUGACCUGCUAAGCUCAUGUGCACAAGGGUUCAUGCUUUAAGUCUUUGACUAAGCUGUUAAGAUGAGUUUUGCUGACGAAGAGGACUGUUUGUUUGCUGUCUUAGCACCAAAUCUCUGAUAUACAAACUUUGAAGGAUCUGAGCUGGUACCUGUUUAACCGAUCUUAACUUGUGUUCCAGGAUAACAAAGCUGAUGUCAUCCUCAAGUAUAACGCAGAUGAGGCUCGCAGUUUGAAAGCCUACGGAGAGCUGCCAGAGCACGGUGAGUUCAAGUGCACUCCACAUGCUUAUUCUUCAAGUAGUGGAUCAAAAACUGGACAAGAGUGUGAAAUAAGUCCAGAAUUAAUUUAUCAGCAGUACUCUGUGUGGAAUAUGACGGUGAUUGAGUGGAGACAUACUGGACAGACUCACCGUUUGAACUUUCGUUUCUGCUCCCUCUUCAUUGAUAGAUGGUCCAGGGGAUGUAGAAACAUACAUAUUGUCUCCAUUUUAAGAACAAUAGAUCAAUAUUUCCUUGUAACACACUUUUUUGUAUCCUGCAGCCAAAAUCAACGAGACAGACACCUUCGGGCCCGGAGACGAUGAUGAGAUCCAGUUCGAUGACAUUGGUGAUGAUGAUGAGGACAUUGAUGAUGUAAGAUCCUGAUAUUUUAUAUCCAGUGUCUCCUUUUUUAUUCCUAAUUUUGUCUGGUUGGUCUUUUGAUCAGUUUAUUUUGGUACCUGUUUUUGUUUUAUGAGAGACCUUGCUUGGAGUGUUAUCUAGCACUGUUGCUAAAUCUUGUAUUUAAAGUUAAAUUUGUGUCAUGAUGCACCAUUAUUGAGAAGUAAACUGAAUAUUUAUGUUAAGAUAAUUUUUUUGUUUUUUUACACGAUUUCAAGAAAUCUUUCGUUGUAACCCUGUAAAAUGACAGAUUUUGUGAAAAUACAUCACAAGUGUGGGAAAUGAGCAGAAAUUUCAAUGAUUGAAAUUGAUAAUGAAAGAACAGAGGUGGAAAUAAUUUGUGUUUUCUUUCUUUUCCAGAUCUAAAGACCUGCCACUGGAGGGGGAAGGUGGGAUUUUACAAAAGAUGCUUCGAUUGGGAUAUUUUGAGCCGACACACCGCACCAGUUAUGAUUAUUUUUAUUCAGAUCAGCCUUUGCCAAUCCAAUACAGUUAAUUACAAUACAAAAAGUUUCAUUUGAUUCCAGUUUGUUUUACAUCCGUAGGCGUCUUUGUUGUUUUGGAGAGCUUAAAGUGCAUUUUAUACCGAAGUAGAAUAAGUAACAUCAGUACUUUGAGUUUAUAUUGUAACAUGAAUGAACAUGAGAUGCUGCUUUAGAGAGACUGUCUCACUUAUCAGUUGUAGCAGCUGGAGGUCGACACUGACAGUAAGUUUCUCCUCUGGUGUGCAGUAGGAUUGGAGAAUCAGAGUAGGCUGAUCACCAGCACCGUAUUAGAGAUGAAUAUCCGCAGCAGUGCUAGAUGAUCCCUUUUUAUUUUGCUUUCAUAACAUCGACACAACAUCUUUAUUUUUUCUCUCUGUAUUCAAGAAACACUCGUUUAAUCUUAGAGGCUCAUGCCGAUAAAAUGACUGCAAAAUAUCUCACAGCAAGUGCGUCAUCUUUUUAAAAUGUAUUUAUAUUGAUUUCACUCUAUGUGGAAUUUAGUAACAAAAACAGAAUCUCUGGAUUCGCAAAUAAAAAGAUUGAACAUUUGGUUUUGUUUUGUUUCCUUUGGCAGUCUGUAUCAUUGUAGCCUGUAAGACAGUUUGAAAGCUGUUUAUCAAUGACAGAAGAUAAAAUAAUAUCACUGAGUACGGCUCUGUGUCUCUGUAGGAGUUUCACUAUGACCUUUUGCUCCACUGGCAUUGUUUUCAAUGAACUAUCUGCUUGUUUUAGAUUCAGCCAUGGCCGAAUAUGAAGGCGAUCCCGCUCCUUCAACUCAAAGAAGAAUCAAAAUGUAUUUUUCUAUUGUUUCCCUUUUUUGUGUUUUUGUCUUGUUUUGUUUCCAUGUUGUUUCGGCUGCUCGCUCUGUGGCUUCAACACAGCGUGACGCUCGGCCAGGUCCGCCACUCUUGCCUCGUGCUGGAGCCGCGGUUCCCAAACCUUCUCUUUCACAGACCUGCACACCAGUAAAACCUCAGACUAGAGCUCACCUGGUCUCUGGACCUUUAGAAAAUCUCUCAACAGCCAAAUACAGAAGUUUAUUUUCCUCCCCUUUCUCCCCCCUCCUCUCUGGAAACUCCCCCAUGUUUCCUGAGUGGGGCCUAGCACCUCAGUUUGGGAACCGCAGCUCCAGACCACAUGGGGCCCUGUUGCUGCUGUUGCUGUAACUGAUAAAUAAAAAAUGUACUAUGAUGUUUGAAGGCUGGGUUUCCAAUAAAGAUCUUAACUCCACUGACUUCUGUUGGUGGUUUUUGGGACU